AUGGCCCAAGUUCCGGACGCGUCUACAGUGCCAGUACCUGAUGUGAGCCCUGAGGAAGAGGCUUUGCUGUUUGGGUCUCAAGGACAGCCGACAGCACCUGCUGGAGGAGCGAACCCUUUCGCGUCGCCUCCGGCAACUCCAGCUCAAGCUCAUGCUUCGCCUGCUGGAAGCCAAGUGGGUGGAGUACAAGCUGGAAAUGGCCUUGGUGAAGGCAACUUCCAAGCCAUCUUCUUGGAGAUGCUAAGGCAGCAAAGUCAGGCCAACCAGCAGAACCAGCAGUUGAUAGCUGCCCUCAUGAGAAGAAUGGAUUUGGAAGAGAAGCGUCGAAAUGAGGCUGAAGAGAAGGCAGCGGAGACCGCACGUUUGGUUGCGGAGGCUGCAGCUAGAGCCAAGACGGAAGACCCGUUUGCAGCUGCGCCGAGCACACCUUCUGUGCCUUUUGCAGGAGCUACCUCGUCUUCGAGCUCUGUUCGGAGCCCAUUGGUGCAGAAUAGGGCGGAGAAGUACCUUCCAUCUCUGCCGAUGCUAGAGCAUCAAGGCAUGAACAAGGGCAGGAUGCGAGAAGUCGAGACGUGGCAUGCCUACUUGGAGACACUGUCAUCGUGGCUUGCUCUUCAAGAUGAGUCUUUCGUUCGAGAGUUGCAACUCUGCGUCAAGCAAAAGAAUGAGAUCCUUCAGAAGGAUUUGGCGGAUGAUGUUGCUGCUCGAAGCGCGAAGCUUUACUACUAUCUCACCCAAUCUCUCUCACGUUGGGAAAGAGGUCAGGAGUUGCUACGCUCGUGCUCGAAAAGGCAGUCUUUGAGUGCAUGCGGAUACGAGGCGGUGAGGACCAUCACGCAGCAAUACAGCAUUGUGUCUCGCAUGGAAGCUGUCUACGUGCGGGAGCAGUGCCUCAAGUUGGCGACUACGUGCCAGCAUCACCGACGGCCGACAGACCUCAUCCGUCACUUGGAGGACGAGUUUUCUCGUGCCGAAUCCAAGCUUGGGAACUUUCCAGAGUUGCGUCUCACGGAGGCUGACCGCUGCAGUGUUUUGCUGCAAGCUCUGAGCCAGGAGCUCAGACAGUACGUCGUUCUUCAUGGAAAGAGCAACGACUGGACAUCGCUGAGCGAUAGCCUUCGGUACUAUGAGGAGCAGCUUCGUCUGUGUGAGGGUCCUUUUUCCUCAAAUCGGCAGAUGUCGGGAAAGGGUGACAAGCUUUGUGACCACUGUGGACGAAAGGGACACUUGGCUAAGGACUGCUGGAGCCGUCAGCGUGAAGCCGGUGAAAAGGGCAAGAAGGGCGACAAGGGCAAGAAGGGCGAUGGCAAGGGAGCGCAGAAUCCCAAAGGAAAGCCACGCUCUCCAACGCCGAAAGGCGGCAAAGGCGGCAAAGACAAGGAGCAGAAGCCCGACAAGCCUGAUAAAGGCAAGGGCAAAGGCAAGAAGAAGAAGAAGGCUAGAGCCCGGGCUAUGGGAGAACCAGAGUCCGAGGCAGAGUCCGAGUCUUCGAGGACCUCCACCGUGAUGGCGAUGAGGUUUGCCAAGCCUUCUGCUGUACGAGAAGUACUGAGCCAGCCUGAGCCUGAGAAGCCUAAGCCCGUAGAGGCAGUCCCUAGACCGGUCGCUGUAGGGCCGAAAGGCACUGUAGAUGAGAAGGUAGGCACCCUGACUGGAAGCACCUCGAAGGGAGAUGCGGCAUACGUCUGCGCUUCGCUGCAGGGAUCGGACAUGGAGAUCGACUCUCUUCCUGUCGACAAGGAACCCAGGAAAGACAUUACUGCAGGACCAAGCAUCCUGAAGAAGACUUCGAAAGAAGUGAAGAGUGAUGAGAAGCCUGGAAAGGACGAGAAGUCCGCCAUGUCUUGA
Molecule: messenger RNA, 1848 nt
Organism: Symbiodinium natans
Lineage: Eukaryota; Dinophyceae; Suessiales; Symbiodiniaceae
Source: the annotation of a GenBank genome assembly